AUGCAAUUUUCUAUCGUCCUGUCAGUCAUUGCCACCGCUUCUGCGGCUGCCCUUCUCCCCGGAGAAGUCGCAUGCCCUACCACGAAAGGCUCUAUGUGUGGUGUCGCUAAUGCCGGCGGCAUCAAAAAUAUCACCUUCCCUACAUGCAAGUGCAAUGCUGGAUGUAGGGGUCAGGUCGAAAUCCUCGGUGUUCAGUUCGAUGCUUGGAUCGGUGUAAGUAUAUAA
Metarhizium robertsii ARSEF 23 is the source of this 225-nucleotide messenger RNA. RefSeq lists its product as uncharacterized. The transcript is spliced from 2 exons. Bases 1 to 225 code for a protein of 74 amino acids. NCBI's taxonomy places the organism in Eukaryota, Fungi, Ascomycota, Sordariomycetes, Hypocreales, Clavicipitaceae. The record is from RefSeq and is a predicted model, not a curated record.